AGAACAAGAAGUGUAAGGUCAGAGUGGACGUUCGUUGGUCUCGUGAUAUGAAAGGAAAAUUGCGAAAGGAAAAUAAUUUCUCUUUUUUCAGUUAGGCCCUUCUCAUUGAAUUAACCGCGGCCACUUGUGUCAAACCUAGAUGGCCUCUGGCUGAAGGGGUAUAAUGUAACGUUAUUAUUUUGAGCGGAAGUAGUCAUUGUUCUCAGCCCCAUACUCCUCUCCUGUGUUGUGUUCUCGCGUGGAUUUGCCAGCACUCGCGGGAUUGAAUUCAAUCUAGCGUGUUCAUGACGGCCGCCCAGUGACAGAGGGGGAGGUUCUCGCGAGACUUCCCUUGUGGGGGACGCCAUCUUGUUGCUGCCACAGCCGGCGGGGGUCACAGGGACAGGAAGGGCAGCGCUGCUGGAGACGCGAUGCUGGCCCGGUUGGUUUUGCGUGGCUUGGCCCCUGCCGCCUUGAGGAGUUUGGCGCCCGCUCUCUCCGUGGGAGUGGUGCAUAUCUCAAGACCACUUCACACUAGUCAACAGCACUUGGCUCCAGUGCCACCUCUGCCUGAGACAGGAGGUAAAAUUCGUCAUGGGAUAAUCCCUGAAGAGUUUUUCCAGUUCCUGUACCCUAAAACAGGAGUCACAGGCCCCUAUAUGUUGGGAACUGGGCUUCUGCUCUAUUUACUUUCCAAGGAAAUUUACGUAGUUAACCAUGAAACACUUUCUGGAAUUUGUAUUGUGGGAAUCAUCAUCUAUGGAAUUAAGAAGUAUGGUGGAAAUGUAGCAGCUUUUGCUGACAAGCUCAUUGAGGAAAAAGUAUCUAAUUUAACAGCUGUAAAAAAUAGUAUGAUAAACGACUUGGAGAAGGCAAUUGAGAAUGAGAAGAAAGAACAGUGGAGGGUUGAGGGUCGCCAUUAUCUUUUUGAUACCAAGAGGAACAUUGUAGCUAUGCUGCUGCAGAGCAACUAUAGAGAGAGGCUGCUCACCGUAUAUUCUGACGUGAAGAAGCGGCUAGACUAUCAAGUAGCUAUGCAGCAUUUCAUACGGCACAUGGAACAAGAACACAUGAUCCGUUGGGUGGAGCAAAAUGUUAGGAAGAGUAUAACGGCUCAGCAGGAGAAGGAGAGCAUUGCCAAAUGCAUCUCAGACCUGAAGUUGUUGUCUAAAUCUGCACAGGCAGCUGUCUAAAUUCGGCAUUUACUUGCAACCCAAUAAACUGUAUGAUUGAUAUUCUUAAUUAAAACAUCUGUACUAUU
This is a messenger RNA of Heteronotia binoei (common prickly gecko), 1240 nucleotides long. RefSeq names its product ATP synthase peripheral stalk-membrane subunit b (gene ATP5PB). The record is from RefSeq and is a predicted model, not a curated record. The transcript is spliced from 7 exons. NCBI's taxonomy places the organism in Eukaryota, Metazoa, Chordata, Lepidosauria, Squamata, Gekkonidae. The coding region runs from base 411 to 1172 and encodes 253 amino acids. Gene Ontology annotation, molecular function: proton transmembrane transporter activity. Gene Ontology annotation, biological process: proton motive force-driven ATP synthesis.